ACACUGGCAAUGUGAUUCGAAGACGGAUAGUCACAAACUCAAGUAACAACUCUCUCGUGUUUGACUCUCGACAAAGCCGUACAUUUUGGAGCAACUAAUACACGUCAAUUAAUACAUAAGUGAUCAAAUAAUUGUGACAUCUUAAUUUCAUUCGCCGGUGAUUUGCAAAAGGAAAGCCAACGAGGAUGAGCCAUGCGAAGAUACAAGAAGAUUACUAUGAACAUAAUAAGCUCCGUCGUAGAAAGCUAAGAAAGAACAGUUCAUUAUUAAAUAAAAUGGUGGGAUUGGGCAGUGACGAGCUAUUCAUUUCGAAUCUCGACGAUAUCAACAACAUGGAAUUGGAAAUCAGCUCCGAGGACGAGAGCGAUGACAAUGAGAAAGGCGAUAUACAGCGGCUGAUACCGUCGUCGGUGAACGACAACAUCAUCUACAGCAGUGGAAAAAAGGAUAGUCAAAGGAGCGAAAGCGCAGACGACGAAAGCGUCUGGUCUAUAUCCAUCCAAAUGUUCAUACCCUUACUCGCCGGCUUCGGUAUGGUUGCCGCUAGUUUACUACUAGAUGUGGUGCAGCAUUGGCCAGUCUAUCAGAUGGUAUCCGAGGUGUACAUAUUAGUUCCUGCACUAUUGGGCCUAAAAGGAAAUCUCGAAAUGACAUUGGCAUCCAGAUUGUCAACUCAGGCUAAUCUAGGGCAAAUGGAUACAAAGAAACAGCAAUGGACAUUAAUUGUCGGAAAUUUGGCUUUAAUCCAGUGUCAAGCUAUGGUGGUAGGUCUUCUGGCGUCCUUAGCUGCUGUGAUUCUCGGCUGGGUCCCAGAAGCUCAUUUCGAUAUUCACCAUGGACUUUUACUGUGCGCCAGUGCCUUGGUCACUGCUUCUGUAGCCAGUUUCUUGCUAGGCCUUGUGAUGGUCGCAGUCAUAUUAUUGUCGCGACAAAUGAAUAUCAAUCCAGACAAUGUGGCUACUCCGAUUGCGGCCUCCUUAGGAGAUCUAACUACUUUAGCUCUUUUAUCCUGGAUCGCUUCUUUAUUAUACAAUGCAAUAGGUUAUGCUCCCUGGAUAGCUCCAGUGCUAAUAGCAUUUUGCGUAUUCGUGACUCCUGUGUGGGGUUAUAUAGCAGCCAGAAAUCCAUUUACUAAAGAAGUAUUGGAUUACGGCUGGACGCCUGUGAUAUCCGCGAUGUUAAUAAGCAGUCUCGGUGGACUGAUCUUGGAUUACACCAUAUCAAGUUAUAAAGGUAUAGCGGUUUUUCAAUUAGUAAUUAAUGGCGUUGGAGGAAACUUGGUCGCCGUUCAGGCCAGUAGAAUAUCGACGUCUCUGCACAAAGACUGUCACACGGGUGUUCAAGGAACUCUCAAUGUUUGCAUUAGUCCAUUCCACGCAUUUUUUUCGAAAGGUGGACACGCGAGAACAGCUAGGGUAUUAUUAAUGAUGGUCAUACCAGGGCACUUGAUCUUUAGUUAUACCAUUAGUUACCUUCAGGCCGGACAUACCUCAUUCACGCCUAUAUUUAUUACAAUAUAUUUAAUCGCUGCAAUGUUGCAGGUAAUAUUGUUGUUGUAUAUCGCGCAAUUGAUGGUGGUUUGGAUGUGGACGAGAGGUAUGGACCCGGAUAGUUCUGCGAUACCAUAUCUAACGGCGAUUGGCGAUCUUAUAGGAACUGCGCUUCUCGGAAUUGCUUUCCAUAUCCUUUAUGCCAUAGGCGACGGCGAUUCCGACGUAGGAGAUUGAUCGGUCCAAAAAUCUGUACAUUAUUCUGAAAGAAAUAUCCUUCCUUGUGUUACAGGUAUAAUCUUCGAAACUAUUCUUCGAAAAACUACAAUGGCAAGUUUGAUUUGAAUUCGCAGAGUUUGCGACACGCGGCGUCAACUGUGAUUCAAGAUUAUCAAAGGCACUUUUAUUACUGUGAGUUUUGCUUUUUUGAAACAAAAUAUGUUUUAUUCUCGAAACAAACCAUUUGGCAUCUCUUUUUGUGAAGAGUAUGUUAAGAGUACAAACUAAAUUAAGCAUAUAUUUAGUAAAGUACUAGAAAAGUAUGCGAAAAAAAGUAUAGUAUUUGGCAAUAUUUUAUCGAUAAUUGUGUUAUUUUUGCACAAUAACAAAAAUAACAAUUAUAAGAAAUUAAUAAUAAAAAUUACGUUAUGAUGAGUUGUAAAUAAGUGCACAUAUAUUACUGUUUUAUGUUAUAUUUUGUUCGAGGAUAAAAUGCCAUAAUGAAUCAUUUUUUUAAUUAUUUCAAUCAAAAGAAUUAUACAUAAUAUUGAGCUAUAAUAAGUUGAUUUAAUUAUAAAAUAUGAAGUACACAGUGAAUGUGCACAAUAAUAUUAACAACUACAUGUACACUUAAAAAUAUAGAAAAAUUUCGUACUAUUUUUAUAAUUUGUACGAAAUCGUAUUUAUCUUCCGUCAUGACAUUUGACAUAAUAUUGAAAUGAAUGGAGGAUAUACUGAUACUUAAAACUUUUGAUAAAUCUUUUUAAUGCUCGCCGCA
Messenger RNA from Nylanderia fulva, 2487 nucleotides. Its product is annotated as solute carrier family 41 member 1-like. The record is from RefSeq and is a predicted model, not a curated record. NCBI's taxonomy places the organism in Eukaryota, Metazoa, Arthropoda, Insecta, Hymenoptera, Formicidae. Gene Ontology annotation, cellular component: plasma membrane. Gene Ontology annotation, biological process: monoatomic cation transport. Gene Ontology annotation, molecular function: monoatomic cation transmembrane transporter activity.